Vombatus ursinus (common wombat) is the source of this 3378-nucleotide messenger RNA. RefSeq names its product nudix hydrolase 16 like 1 (gene NUDT16L1). The coding region runs from base 49 to 684 and encodes 211 amino acids. Gene Ontology annotation, molecular function: snoRNA binding. The transcript has 3 exons. Gene Ontology annotation, cellular component: nucleus. NCBI's taxonomy places the organism in Eukaryota, Metazoa, Chordata, Mammalia, Diprotodontia, Vombatidae. The record is from RefSeq and is a predicted model, not a curated record.
CGCGCCUACUUCUCCGCUGCCUAGGCGUGCUGCGUUCUGGCGGGCAAGAUGUCGGCUUCGCGAGUCCCGGAGCUGAAGCAGAUAAGCCGCGGGGAGGCUAUGCGUCUCGGGCCCGGCUGGAGCCACUCUUGCCACGCCAUGCUGUACGCAGCCAAUCCCGGACAAUUGUUCGGGCGGAUCCCUAUGCGCUUCUCGGUUCUGAUGCAGAUGCGCUUUGAUGGGCUCCUUGGCUUUCCUGGGGGGUUUGUGGAUCGUCGGUUCUGGUCCCUGGAAGACGGGCUAAAUCGGGUGCUGGGCUUGGGCUUGGGCUACCUGCGCCUCACGGAAGCCGACUACCUGAGCUCGCACCUGACAGAGGGCCCGCACCGCGUCGUGGCCCACCUGUACGCCAGGCAGCUCACUCUGGAGGAGCUGCACGCGGUGGAGAUCAGUGCGGUGCACUCCCGGGACCACGGGCUGGAGGUGCUGGGCCUGGUCCGUGUUCCCUUGUACACCCAGAAGGAUCGAGUUGGUGGGUUCCCCAACUUCCUUAGCAAUGCCUUCAUCAGCACUGCCAAGCACCAGCUGCUCUUUGCCCUGAAGGUGCUGAACAUGAUGCCUGAGGAUAAGCUGGCUGAGGCCUUGGCUGCUGCUACUGAAAAACAGAAAAAAGCCUUGGAGCAACAACAGACAGCUUCAGCAUGAAGCUAUAGAUCUCCAUCCCUUAGGCUGGGUUUUCUCUCCUAAUCUCUUUUCCCUGCCCCAUCUUUUUUCCAAAUUCUCCAUGCCCCAGGGGCUGAGAAAAGACUUGAGAUAAUUCAUUAUCCCUUAGAGAUGUGGGGUUUCUCCCAUUACUCGCUCCCCCCUCAAUGACUGAAAAGGAGUGCAUUUCAUUCCUGCCUUCAACCCGUGCAUAGUCCUCUUUUCUUUGGCCUCAUUGCAAAGCAGCAGCAGCAGCAGCCUGGGCUGGCACAUCAGGUUUGUGUAGAGAGGUAUAUAAAGGUCACAGGGUAAGGAGCAGCACCUGUCCAAGGUUUUGAGUGACCCAUUUAUUAGCACUAGCUUCAGUGUUUGGCCUUUGGGGUCAAGGUGAAGACCUUAACAUUUCUCUGCAUGAAUCUUUUGUUUGGGGGGGGGCAGUUGUCAGUUUCGUUCAGGCCCCAGAUAUAAGGGUGUUCUGGUUAGAAGGGUUCCUUAAUUCUCAAGGAUGCUUUUGGUUACGUUGGCAUAUUCCUGCUUGUUCCAUUUCCUCAGCCCAGAGAGAGGAGAGAAGAAAUCAAGGUUUUGGUGGGAUGUGGCUGGGGCUUUUUUGGUUCUUUCCUUAUUUUGGAAUUGUUAGGUUUUAUACUCAUGUGGAAUAUGGGAUUUUAAAGUACCUUGUACCUUUAAAGUAACUUUUACCUUGCCUCUGCCUAUUUUGAAAGAGCUUUAGGCUGACUAGGGUGGAUAGGAGGGGAUGCUUCUUCCCUGAAAGGCUGGGAAGACUGGAAAAGGGGUAAGACUUGGCAGUGUGUCUCUGUGUGUGUGUCCAUCUGUGUGUGUGUGCGUGCUGGCCUGCUCUUGAACUCACCCCCUCAAGUGCAAAUCUGAGCAGGAAAGAAAAAUAAAGUAGCUUGACAGCUCUUCAGUGUGGCCCUCCUUUUAUCUUCAGCAGAGGGGAUGCUACAGUCCCCAUCCCUGGGAUCCUGGCACUGUUCCUAGCUGAGUGUGCCAAAGGUUAGGCGAUAAGUCUGUGAAGAUGGCUAUGUUUUCUUAGGAUUGGACUAGGUAGUCAUCACUGAAUAAUCCACAUCCUUUCAAAUCCCUGGAAGUGUAUAUUUUUAAGAAAGCUGAUAAGGACUGUGGGGGCAGUAUAGCUUUGGACUUAAGAGUUUUUCUUUGUUCAGAGCUGGCUGUAUCAAACUUGUGACCUUGGCUCUAUCAGGUGAAAUAAUGCUUUGACUCUGGGACACUGACGGCGAGAGAACUUAGCCAGGUCACAAAGAAAGAAAGGCUCAGUUGUCUUACAGUUUUGAGUAGGAAGAAAUGAGAAUCGGGUUGUGCUGAUACAUUCACUGGCUUAUGAGAAGUUGGGUACUGGGUUCAGGACAUUUUAAGAGGGUUAUGAUGUAGGUCUGACAUUUCUGCAUGCUUGACAAUCCUAAUGACUGCUGUACUGGACUUUGAAGGCAUCUGUUAAUUAAAUCUCAGUCUUCCUUUCCUCAUACUGACCAAGCUGAAAAGAGGGGGACUAGUCAAAGCUAUUGUAGCUGUUCUAUCUGUUCAAGGCCAGUGACCAUCAGCUUUUCUGUAGUUAUGACACUCUUAUUUAGUUCUAGAAUGUUUCUUUUACCUCCCCCUCACACUUAACCAAACAAAGUCAAAUCCUACAACCUGUACCAUAUUUAUUUUUUAAGUUGUAGUAAAAUCUAAUUCUGUGAAAACUCUGGAAUGAAUGAAGUAGGGAGUUGACUGGGCUUGCAAAAAGUAGCUUAAGGCAUUAUUGCACUGGGCAAAUGCCAAGUGCAAAAUAAGGCUAGAAAAAAUGGUCACUUAGAGAACUAAGCAAAAAAGGGCCACAGCUUAGGUGAUUCGGAAUGCACAAGCAGAGGGGAUUGUCAGCCUCGUAUCAUUUAUUGGGUAGUGUGGCCUAGACUAUAAGGAAAGUCAUGUGGUCCCAACAAAGCAUCCAUGUUGUUCUCUUGUCUUGUAAAGAAAGAAGACUGAUUUUUCCUAGGCUAGUGGUAGGAGACCUUUUACAAUUCAGGAAAUUAUCUCUGGUGGAGAAAGAGAAAUCUAAAGUAAUGACAGUUACUAGGAAGCUAGAUAACAGCAGGCAUGGUAGACCCAAUUGAGAGUAAUACUUGUUAUGUGUAACUAGCUAUCCCAGAUGGGAACUAACCUAUGUUAGUUUAACAUAAUUUAAACUGUGGGGGCAGAAAGUAGCCACGAUGAGUUUUUAACAUGUAGUGAGGAAUAAGAAACAGAGAAGGAGGUAGGUGGCAUAUAUUACAUGCCAAGAACCACAAAAAUAAUGAAGACAGGUACUAGGGUUGGACUAAUAAGCUCACAAAGAGACUCCAGGCCAUGUAGUAGUCUAGUUUAUUGUGGCUGGGUGACCUUGAAGCUAUAGGACAUGAUGAACAUAGCUCCAGGCUCACAUCUUUCCUCACUAUUCCCUUUAAAAGACUGGCAUUUAGUUUUGCAGAGAUCUAGUUCUAUGAGACCCUAAACACAUCCUUAGGGUUUGGUUUAGCUCACAGCAUGGCUAAGUCACUGUGUUGAGGUGGGCAAAUACAGCUGAGAGGGGUAAGGGAGAUAUGAGAAAUCUGAGCCAAGAGAGAAAAAGCCUGAGGGCUGACAUAAGAAUUUAUAAGUUUUGUAAAAAAAAAAAAAAAAAAAAGAAUUUUGUGGUCCUAU